Messenger RNA from Microtus ochrogaster (prairie vole), 11094 nucleotides. RefSeq names its product catenin alpha 3 (gene Ctnna3). Gene Ontology annotation, molecular function: cadherin binding; beta-catenin binding; actin filament binding. NCBI's taxonomy places the organism in Eukaryota, Metazoa, Chordata, Mammalia, Rodentia, Cricetidae. Bases 100 to 2787 code for a protein of 895 amino acids. The record is from RefSeq and is a predicted model, not a curated record. The transcript has 18 exons. Gene Ontology annotation, biological process: cell-cell adhesion; cell migration. Gene Ontology annotation, cellular component: fascia adherens; adherens junction.
GAGCCGCAACAGUGGUACUGACUUCCUAAACACAAGGCAUUGCUCAGGCAGCCGGUCAGUUUCUGUGUGUGGGCAAUACUCUGUCCUGUCAUAGGCACCAUGUCGGCAGAAGCACCAAUCCCCCUGAAUUUGGACAUUCGCGACCUGCAGAUCCAGACAGUCACUGUGGAGAAGCUGCUGGAGCCGCUGAUAAUCCAGGUUACCACACUUGUCAACUGUCCGCAGAACCCUUCCAACAGGAAAAAGGGACGCUCUAAGAGAGCCAGAGUUCUCCUGGCUUCUGUGGAGGAAGCAACUUGGAACCUGUUAGACAAGGGGGAGAAGAUCGCCAAGGAAGCAAGGGCUUUCAAGGAAGAGCUCACAGCUGCCCUCCAGGAAGUUCGCAGAGAGAGCAAUGCUCUGAAGGCGUCAGCCGAGAGAUUUACAGAUGACCCCUGUUACCUCCCGAAAAGGGAGGCUGUGGUUCAAGCCGCCCGCGCCUUGUUGGCAGCAGUUACAAGACUCCUUAUCCUUGCGGACAUGAUUGAUGUCAUGUGUCUCUUGCAGCAUGUGUCAUCUUUUCAAAGAACAUUUGAGUCUCUUAAAAAUGUUUCCAACAAAUCUGACCUCCAGAAGACCUACCAGAAGCUCGGGAAGGAGCUGGAAAACCUGGAUUAUUUAGCCUUCAAACGUCAGCAGGACUUAAAAUCUCCAGCCCAGAGGGAUGAAAUUGCAGGGGCGCGGGCCGCUUUGAAGGAGAACUCCCCGCUCUUGCAUUCCAUCUGUUCAGCUUGUUUGGAACAUUCCGAUGUUGCUUCGCUCAAAGCCAGCAAGGACACAGUCUGUGAAGAGAUUCAGAACGCUCUUGAUGUCAUUUCAAAUGCUUCCCAAGGCAUCCCCAGCGUGCCGGCGACUUCCGAACCUCAGGGGGCAACCCUGGGGAGUGCUCUUGAUGAGCUGGAGAAUUUAAUUGUCCUGAAUCCACUCCCAGUGACAGAGGAGGAAAUAAGACCAUCACUAGAGAAACGCCUAGAAGCCAUCAUCAGCGGGGCUGCCCUGCUGGCUGACUCUUCCUGCACCAGGGACUUCCACCGAGAGCGGAUUAUCGCCGAGUGCAAUGCCAUCCGCCAGGCUCUCCAGGACCUGCUGUCGGAGUAUAUGAGCAAUGCUGGAAAAACAGAAAAGAGUAAUGCCCUGAAUGCCGCCAUAGACAACAUGAGCAAGAAGACAAGAGACCUCCGCCGACAGCUCCGCAAGGCGAUUAUAGAUCACAUAUCAGAUUCUUUCCUGGACACCACAGUUCCACUCCUGGUUCUCAUUGAAGCUGCUAAGAACGGCCGAGAAAAGGAAAUCAAAGAAUAUGCUGCCAUAUUUCAUGAGCACACAGGCAGGCUCGUGGAGGUGGCAAACCUUGCUUGUUCCAUGUCAACAAAUGAAGAUGGGAUUAAAAUCGUCAGAAUCGCCGCAAAUCACCUGGAAACCCUGUGUCCACAGAUCAUAAAUGCUGCACUUGCUUUGGCAUCGCGACCCAAGAGUCAAGUGGUCAAAAACACCAUGGAAAUGUAUAAGCGCACAUGGGAGCAUUACAUACAUGUUCUCACCGAAGCAGUGGAUGACAUCACCAGCAUUGACGACUUCCUGGCUGUAUCUGAAAGCCACAUCCUGGAGGACGUCAACAAAUGCAUUAUCGCCUUGAGGGACCAGGAUGCUGAUAACUUAGACCGAGCUGCAGGUGCCAUCAGAGGACGAGCUGCAAGAGUAGCUCACAUCGUCACAGGGGAAAUGGACAGCUACGAACCAGGUGCUUACACCGAAGGCGUGAUGAGAAAUGUCCACGUCCUUACAAGCACGGUGAUCCCAGAAUUCGUGACACAAGUGAAUGCUGCCUUGGAUGCCCUAAGCAAGAACUCACUGACUGUUCUUGAUGAUAAUCAGUUUGUGGACAUCUCAAAGAAGAUCUACGACACAAUUCACGAUAUCAGAUGUUCGGUCAUGAUGAUUCGGACUCCAGAGGAACUAGAGGAUGUUUCUGACCUUGAAGACGAUCAUGAGGUCCGUAGCCACACCAGCAUUCAGACAGAAGGGAAAACUGACCGAGCUAAGAUGACUCAACUGCCCGAGGCAGAAAAGGAGAAAAUUGCCGAGCAAGUGGCUGAUUUCAAAAAGGUGAAGAGCAAGUUGGAUGCUGAGAUCGAGAUAUGGGAUGACACGAGCAAUGACAUCAUCGUUCUUGCCAAGAAGAUGUGCAUGAUCAUGAUGGAGAUGACAGACUUCACAAGGGGAAAAGGACCACUGAAGCAUACCACUGAUGUCAUCUAUGCAGCUAAAAUGAUAUCAGAGUCCGGAUCAAGGAUGGAUGUCCUCGCUCGGCAGAUUGCUAACCAGUGCCCAGAUCCACCGUGCAAACAGGACUUGCUGGCUUAUCUGGAACAGAUUAAAUUCUACUCCCACCAGCUGAAAAUCUGCAGUCAAGUUAAAGCUGAGAUCCAAAACCUGGGGGGCGAGCUCAUCAUGUCAGCCUUGGACAGUGUCACUUCCCUGAUCCAGGCAGCAAAAAAUUUAAUGAACGCUGUAGUACAAACAGUGAAGAUGUCGUACAUUGCUUCCACCAAGAUCAUCCGCAUCCAGAGUACGGCAGGGCCCCGGCACCCAGUUGUCAUGUGGAGAAUGAAGGCUCCUGCUAAAAAGCCCUUGAUUAAAAGAGAGAAGCCAGAAGAAACGUGUGCAGCUGUCAGAAGAGGCUCCGCCAAGAAAAAGAUCCACCCCGUUCAAGUCAUGAGUGAAUUUCGAGGGAGAGAUGUCUACUAAAGCCCUAGUCCACACAAGUGCCCAUUGCCACACCCCAGGCCAACCACACUGCUCUUUGCUUUCACAUAGUUACACUCAUAAAUAACAUAAAACUUUGGGGUUAGGCCAUUGUUCACAGUGUGUAUUUGGGUUCCUGCCAUUAUCAUCUCUCUAUAACCGGCACAGCCCAGUUAACUUACAGGUAGUACUAGGGAAUAGAAUUCACAUGUGUCAUCUUAGCCUUGCCCUCCACAGGGAAUAGCUUAUGAACAUUACAAAAUGUUUGGGUUUCAUGCACUCUUUAUCCUUGUGAGGGAAGCCACUUGUCAGAAGCUUUUCACUUGCUUUUCAUUAAACCCAAGAGAAUUUUAUCAACUAUUUUCCCAAUUAGUGUCCAUACUUUCUUCAGCAGACCUAACUUGGUACCUAACCUGCCAGAGACGUGUCGGUUUUGCCCAUUAGAAAGAAAUUUCAAUUUCUAGAUAUCCCUGCCCAUUAUUAGUUGUUCAGGUGACUAUAACCAAAUGUGUAUAGUCAAGCUUCUUACUAGAAUUUGAAAGUCAGCCAUGUUAUUAAAGAAGUACUUUGGUGACACGCCAAGGCCGAGAGACUUUGGAUGCUGUUUCCAUCUUUUAUUUCUAUGGCAUUCAGAAGGUCGGUACUCUUCAUGUUGUGCCUGGCCAGGCACACAUAUGUAGAGGUAUCAUCCAUUGCAGAAAUGAAUCUUUGUUUAUUGAUUUUUUUUCUUUGGUACUGGGAUCCAAGCAGCAUUUCACAUGCUGGGCAAGGACACAUCCAGCCCUUCUGUUAGAGAAAUGAGUCACUGAGUUAGAGCAUAGAGUAAGUCGACGAUGGAGAACGUGAACGGAAUUUUGCAUGAUUCUAAGAAUCUCUUUGAAUCAAUUUACAAUUGUAAUUAAAAUGAAAGACCAGUUUGCAAAGCCUUUUGGCACUGAGUGAAAUCUACCACCCAACAAUGAAGCUGAGUUAAUCACAAUGAGUUUGCAGUGAUUUUUAAUAUAAAUGUUACUGGGGUUAUUUUGUAUGUCCGUUGAGUUUGAUUAUCUAUAGCUGAGUUUAUGACGGACUCUGGAGUAGUCUGAGAGUGUGGGGCAUAAUUUUGAUAGCCCUUUGUCUUUCCAUCACUUCUUCCUCCCUUUUAUUUCCUUCUCUGUCUUCACACGCCGCUGUGUCUUAGCUGUGUUGGAGGAGAGACACUUCAGUUUCACCAUGCCACAGUCAAAGGAUGCUCUCUCCAUUUAUUCCAUUUUACUCGAUCAGAUCUCCUAUAAUUAAAGCUCUCCACUUUUACAACACUGCUCUUGAAAAGUCAUUUUGACACUUUCAAUUUAUCAAUAUUUCUAUAUGUAACAUAAGUUGAUGUUAAGAAGGCCACUUGUAUAUGAAGCAAAAGGAUUUAUAAAUGUUGGGAAUUCAUUGUUUAUUAUCUUGAACAAAAAAGAAAAGGUCAGCAGAUAAUUCUGUUAUUGAGUGAGUAGUAACUCUUUUAAUAUAUUAAUUUAUUUCAUUCUUCAAAAGUUCUAGGGUGGUUGCCUGGGAUCUUUAUAAAAGUUUGUAGGAGCUAGAGGAAGUUCAUUCAUUUCUUCCCUCACCAUGGGUUAAGAACUUUCCCAUAAUAAUAAUUAUUCUAGGCAAAGUGUGUUCUCACAAUGAGAUGCAGAGAAGAAGGGCAUUCGGUCUUCUAAGCAAUGUUGGCAUAACUGAGACAAAUAGAGGCCCUUUGUUAUUGAAAUGCUACCAUAGUAUUCUGUACUCACUAGAGAUUAAAUUUUAGCAUAGACUUCUCUUGGGAAUGAUAUAGAUGUAUAAUUUGGGGAACAAUAAAUUUCUUAAAAAUAGUCCAAAACAACCACAUAACUAGCUUUAUAUACUAGGUCUUGCUUGACCUUACAUAGACCAGAGUCAUAAACCUUCUUUGCAAAUCUACUGUCCCUUUGGCCCCACAUCAUAUUGGAACUUAGCAUGUACUAUUGGAAGAAAAUAAUAAAAACAGAAAUAAUUUUAAAUGAUACAAAUGCCAGAUAACUUUACUCAAAAUGAGAUAUAAUCGAUGCCUUCACUUUGGUACAGUUUUCCAGCUAAGCUCAAAAUAAAUAGCUAUAAUUAAACAAAACAAUAAAAUUUCUGAGUUGGCGAAUGCCCAGGGAGUACAUUUUUCUGCAGCAAUCAAAGGUGUAAUAAAAAACAUGAGGCAUAAAAGCUGAGCAGGACAUCUGUCUACCUGAGAAACACCUGCAGUGACAGUAUAUUGGCUGGAUUCAAACAAUGGGCAAUGUGAAUGUCUACAGAUAAAGAACUGGUGAAAAAGUGCUUACAAAUCUUGUAGCACAGAGCACAAUUAGAUAAGUCCGGACAAUAAGUAUUCUAUAUAGGUAUUUAUAUGGAGGCAUUUCUUCUGCAGUGGAAAUCUGGGAAAUUUUUAAUGGGAGUGAUAGCUUGAUAAUUCAGUCUACAGCUUUGAAAAUCACAUCACAUUUGCUUGACUUUGCUAAUGAAAAACUCACCUGUCCUUUCUAGUAGAAUUAAUUUCAGUUCUCUUAGAAAUAUGUACUGGAAAGGAGAUUUAUACUAUCUCUAAAGACAGCUCCCUCUCUGCUGCACCUUCUACAUUGUCACCAAGCAUGAUGUUAGGUUCAAAGUAUUCUAGAUUCAGAGUAACUUGGAAAAUCAUAAGGUCAUCAAAUAUAAAAGUUGAUGAUAAGUAUAAGUUUCAUCUUUUAAGUGCUAGGUUAUACUAUAUCUUUCUAUUAAAGUUUCUAGAAAUUUUUGAUUAAAUCCAGAAAUUAGGAAAGCGUCAGAUUUCAAACUACAUGGUAUAUCAUUCUUUUCUGUUUCUCUUGGGGCUUGAGUGUAGCCUCUGAAUGUGCGAGGCAGUACAUUAUAGCCCUAAUAUUCCCAUGUACCAUCUGUGAUUGGGAAAUCUCUUAGCAUCAGUAUAAGACGUGCACUCCUCAUGAAGUCUCAUGAAGGAAACUGCGGCUGAACACCGAGGCCUAUUCUGAUAACCUUUCAUUGCAGGCUAAUUUCAAAGAUCGACUUUCAACUCGUUAUAAACGAAAAACCUAAAACUGUGACUAUGUAAUUAAGUUCCCACUAGGGUCUCCAAGUCUCUUAAUAAUAAUGUUCUCCAGAUUCAACAGCAAGCUGCUGAAAAGGAUAAGUUUCGACAACAGGAAAGAUGAAACUGGGUUCUUAAACCUUCACUUUAAAGACUGGAGAGAUGGCUCUGGCAGUAAGUGCUUGCUAUGCCAACAUGGAGCUCUGGCUUGAUUACCUAUACCUGCAUAAAAAGCCAGGUAAUGGGGGUACCCUUAUAAUUCUAGUCCCAGAUGGAGAAGGUCCCUGGAGCUGUCUAGCCAGCCAGUCCGGCCAAAUAUGCAAGUUCCAGGUUCAGUGAGAGACUUUAUCUCAAAAAUGUAAAGUGGGGAGUGAUUGAGGAAUAUAUACAAUGUUGACUAAGUAGAUUCUACAUCCAUUCAUACAUAUUAAUGUGUAUCAACACACACACACACACACACACACACAGAGCCUCACUCACCUCACUUUCUAGGUGAUCUCAUCUCACCUAACUUUGCACUCAGCAUCUUCUCAAACAUCUACAAUGUUCUGCUAGAUGACAAAGUCAGCAAACACAUCUAAACAAACUACACAGUUACUGCCCCUUGCCAAAAACCAAGCACCAGCCCUCCUCCCAACCUCUCUUCCUGGUUGGUUACCCCAUAUGUAAAUACACAAACAUGUUCUUCAGGACUUUAUUUAAAGUCAUAGUUCAAUUUCCACCAGAGUCAUUCCUUCAGCCUUUCUACUUCCCCAAGCAUUCUGAUCUUUGGUGUCUCAUUUUGAGACUGGGGAUUGUAGUUCCCAUGGAUACGGACUUCUGCACUGUGGCAAUGUGAGAGAAAUGAGAUCUGAGAAUUUUCCUGGUGAAAUCGACCAUUCUGUAUCAGUAUUGUAAUAAGCAAUUCUCUGGGUGGACAAAAUGGGCAUCAGACCCUGAAUUUGAAUGAAAUCCACAUGUUUUAAUCAGCCUGUCCUUGGUUAAGAUGGCCUACCUAAUACACGGUCAGUAAUCAAACAGCCAUUUUUGUUGUAAAACCAGAAAGUGUUCUGUUAUUAAGAAAUCAGAUUCACCCAGUUAAAAAGAAUGUAGCUUGCAUGCUAUUUCAACAUUUUCAAGUAGGAAAAUGGCUGCAGCAUCAGAUAUAUUUACCUGUAUAUCACACAUCAGGGGGCAACAUUUAUUCAGAGGAAAGGACUGCUUCUUUUACGGCUCUUUUCACAAAGUUAUUGUUACAUCUUCAACUUUGAGACAAAUAGCCGAGGUUGCUAUUUAAUAGAAUAUGAUAACCUGACUGCCAGCUUCUCUCAGUAUCCUUCAGUCCCACCCAUUACAGGGUAUGGCUAGUAUACCCUGGCCCUGCUUUCUAUCCUGAACUCUCCAGCCCAGGGGCUGAGCUGCCCUACCCCAGUGGCCCUUCCCUAUAUAAUCCAACCUUUUGGCUACCCUGUUCCCCUCUCUUCCCUCUCUUUUCCCUUCUGCCCUCUCUCCUCAGGCUGUCCAGGGUCAUGUCUACUCUGGACUCUCCCAGAUGCCCUUUUCCUCAGAUUAUGCUCCCCCUGUAUUCACAGUAAACAUUCUCUUCCACCAUAUUUAGGAGCAGUCAUGUCCUUUUUCAUUUCUUUUUUUUUCCAUUCAGUUAUAGAAAGUUUCAGAUUAGGGUUUUGUAUGUUGACACAAAAUAACAAAGGGUCUAGAGUCACUCAAGAUGUGCAAAGUCUUCUACGUUUUCAUUUUGAGCCGUUGGGUAAAAUUAGGAAAGAGAACAUGUAUGCAAUUAGAAAGCAGUGUAUGUAACAGGGCGUGUCGUAAGUUAAGCUUGUAGAUGUUACCCUAGAUGUUAGAAAUUUAGAGAGAGGACGAGAAUGAGAGGCCUAAAUGCUUCUUUUCCUAAGCAAUCCACAUAAAAAUAAACCUUUAUCUUAAGAGAAAUAUGAAAUAGUUUAAAACAUGAAUCAUUUUACAAAUGAACACACCUAAUAAAGUCCAAAAACCCCUCCCUUGAACAUUCCACAAUAAAUAAGGUAACACUAAUAGAAAACUGUGACUCCAAACAGUACCCAGUCAGAUGAGACUCUCAUCUGUAGGCAGUAGACGCUUGCUCUGUGGGACUAACCUUCUUGCCCGUCAUGGGAAGAUGAGUUGCUCAUGCUGUACGGUGGUAUCCCCAGUGGGAAACUGCCACAUUGGGAUCAAAACACCAGGAGGAAAAAAGAAGUGUAGACAGUCUAUUUCUAUGGAAACACGAAUAAAGGAAGGCCAGAAAGAGAAGGGAAUGCAAAUAUUACUUGCAGAAAUAGGUAACUUUUAGAGAUAGUGUGUGAUGGAGAUGGGAAAAGUUUGGGAUUCUAUGAAGAUUAAGUGGACUCAUUAUGAGGAAGGUUUAACGAUUUUUAGGGAUAGGAUUGGACAUUUGUCUUGGUGUCUUGUUAGUUUGCUAAGAUCUUGUCAGAGGCAAAAGAAUGAUCUAGAUACAUCUUGACUAUGGUUUAGUAAUAGUUUACAUGAUGUUUCUUAAUGCUUUAGGAAGCAUACAUUUAACCAUUCUCCAGCUGAUGCCUGAGUCUAUUCCCGGCGCAAUGCCCAACAGCGUAACCAGCCACUCAUCUAUCAGCUCUUCUUCUUAAGUAAGCUGUGAUCCUCUAAGCAGUAUUCCAGGCUCUGUGGUCACAGCAGCUGACAAGGCAAUGGUCUAGGUCCUAGUGUCAGCUCUGUCACAUGAUAGCCAUCACUUGUGUCAUAUUCACAACCAUCCUGUAGGAGGUGCAUCCCCUUCAUCUCACAGGUAGGAAAAAUGGAGGAUCACAGAGGGUGAUCAUGUUCGGGGAUUUAUUCUAAGUUCUAAACUCUUAGCCAUCCUACCAUUUACUCUGUUUGUGAAAUUAGUCUAAAAUUUUCAGUUGCUAACAAUGAGAUCCACAUUUUAAAUCACGAAUAUUUCCUGUGAAGAAGAGAGGGAAAAGAGGAAAGCUACAAAAUUAUUAAUUUAUAGCCUACAUCACUCAAGGCAUGUAAGAGUCAUAUAAAUACUAAGCUGAAGAGAGUUAUCUCUAAGAGCUGGUUAUAGUGCAUGGUGGUAUAAAAUGUCUGUAUUUUGUUUGCUUGAUAUCCAAGCACAUUGUUUUUUUGUGUUCUUGUAGAAGGGAAACCAGUCAUGCAAAUACUCACAUCAACCCCUGCUCAUCUUUAGUCAGUGAAAACUAAUUUGGGACAAUAUUUCUUUAUCCUUUUGCUAAUGAUACAUAGAUUUCAGCCUGCGGAUUGCAAGAAGGUUAGCCAACUGUUCUUCAAAUAAGGCAGUUUUCCUGAACUUUACACUUACACUAUAGCAAACAUGGCACCUCCUUUGUGCACAUUAUGCAUGUGCCCAAUUACUGGUAAACUGAGACCUUUGGCUUCCCAUAAUGCUCUCUGGAGUCCAGUAAAAGUCACCUUUUUGGCCUUUGUUUCUGGACCAGAUUUUGGGACUUAGAGAAUUAAGUGAUUUUCUAAUCCUUCUCAUGAUAAAAACUGCGUGAGCUUCCUCAAAGAAGGAAUACGUUUCUUUGAACUUCUCACUCUUUCUCCUGACUUUGGAACAGCUUUUUUCAACUGUGGGUGCGGGUGCAAGAAUCCCAAAGGAAAGAAUUGUCCUUUAAGUAAGCACACAUCUCCAAAACUCACAUCUCAUUGCCUCUUAGAACAAGCAAACACCACUUAGAUAAUGUUAGCAGAAUGGUCCUCAUGCUUGCAUUUCGGUUGGUGUGUUUUCUAAUCCUAAUGGUUUCUAUCCUGGGCUUGUUUCAGAAGUGCUUAUGUUUAGUCCUGGGUAUUUGUUUGUAAAGGUCUGUUGCCUCUCUUUAAAUACUUUAAAUCCUCAUUUCAAUAGUUAUAUCCCUAGUUCAGAAACUCAUGGAAAAUAUAUUUGUUUGGUUUUUUUUCUUUCCUACUGGAAGAGCCUCAGAUUUGGCAGCCCUGAGGAAAUCCUUGAUAUCUGACAUCAGCAGAUUAUCUUUGCAACUGACCUGACUCACUCUGAAGUAUCCCCUUAGAGGACAGCUCAUCUGAGUAGGUUUUUUUUUUCUUUUUUUUUUUUUUGACCUUGGGCUGUCAAGAUCAGAUUUGGACCAGAAUGUUUACUCAGAAACAAAGGAUUAUCUCUGAGAGGUUACUGCAUUCUCUUGGCUAAACAGAAAUUUUCCUUCUUCUCAAGGUUUUAAGCAUAAAAUUAAUUUUAAAACAGGCUGCAGAGAAAGUAUUCCAUUGCCUGCCAAACCUUCUGUCAUGAGAUUUUUCUGUUCUUCCAUGUUGGUAAACAGUGUAUCCAUGGAGAAUAAAUAAGAGAAUUUCAGCAACUGUCUUGUGAGGGUUAGAUGUGCUGUUGGUAUUGUUGACGCUUCUUCUUAUAUAGCGUGCAUGUUCCAGAGAGCAUCUUCUUAAUGGCAGCAUCAUCUGCCCUCUGUAUCUAUAGCUAACAAGCCCAGAAAACAGAGCUUAAGAGUUGGGAUAAAAACGUUUUCUUUGGACAAAAGUAGGGUGAUUAAGUAUUAAUUAAAAUUUCUAAUGAAAAAUGAUCAGGAUUCCUUUAGUUUUCAUUUUUAUUAUGAUUACUUGCUUUAUGUACUUUUACAAACAAUGACUUGGAAACUUAAACUUAGUGACAUCUCUGCUGAAAAUACACGCAUUGUAAUUUAGGAUAAAAGCAGCCUUAAAAUAGAGGAGGUAAAAUAUAAUUGGUCAACAAUAGUCACGUUCAUUUCAGUAAUACCUUGAGAACGCCAAUGGGUGGCAUCUGAAGUGUUUUAAACCAUCUUGCUUUUGUCUCUCGCUGUAUAGAGUUAGAGUGAGGCUGGUAAACUGCCUAUUACAGUAAUGGACAAUCUAAAACAGUUUUGUGUUUUGGCUACAGAUAAAGUCUGGUAAAAAGCACUGUAGACCUUUUUGAUCCAUCUUUGUCUUUAGAGCCAUUCUUACCAAUCAAUAAAUUACUUCUGUGGAGACAGAAAGUGAUCUAUGAUACCCAGCACACUGACAUGCAAGCCCAAAUACUCGUUGUUUGAAGUUUCUCGUGCUUUCUGUGUUUAAUUGAAGCAAUUGUUGUAUUGUUCUCUGGGUUAUGCUUCUAAUACCUGUAACACUGAGUUGUUUUGAAGUUAUGUAGUAUGAGUCAUACAUUCACUUGAUUUCUCAUUUCAACAUCUGCCAUUUUGUAGUUCACUAUGAAAUUGCUCAACUGAUAAUUAAACUGUGUACAUUAAAGAAAUAAAACU